CGCAAGAGAAGGACCUGCAGCGAGCCAAAUGCAGUUUUAAUGAAGCAGUCAUCAUUAGAAGAUAGUCGCCAAAGCGACCCUGUGCAACAUUAUGAUAAUGCAGGUGUAAUGAAGAAGUCCUUAGUAGAAGAUAGAGCGCAAAAAAGGUUCCGGGGUGAGCCUAUGCAACGAUAUAAUAAUGCAGUUGUGAUGAAGCAAUCUUCAUCAGAAGAGAGGCCCACAAAAAGUUCUGAUCUUUCUUCUGAUGCAUCCUCUCAUAGCCGUCAACCUAGACCAUUCCUUUCAUCAAACAGUAAAAAUCUCAAGACUAUAUUGGUUCCAUUCAUUGACAUGCCGACGGACGGUGAACUGAAACUGUUCAAUUGA
Messenger RNA from Lolium perenne, 366 nucleotides. The record is from RefSeq and is a predicted model, not a curated record. Lineage: Eukaryota; Viridiplantae; Streptophyta; Magnoliopsida; Poales; Poaceae.